Messenger RNA from Alosa alosa (allis shad), 3715 nucleotides. RefSeq names its product claudin domain containing 1b (gene cldnd1b). Gene Ontology annotation, cellular component: membrane. The coding region runs from base 417 to 1178 and encodes 253 amino acids. Lineage: Eukaryota; Metazoa; Chordata; Actinopteri; Clupeiformes; Clupeidae. The record is from RefSeq and is a predicted model, not a curated record. The transcript is spliced from 5 exons.
AAAUUCGGUUUGUAUGGGAUUAAUAGAGAGUGUGGAGGCUCUCCGUAGACGGGCUCUGGUUCUCCCCUUAUUAGACAUUCUCUGAACCGUCUCUAAAAUAGCUGUUCCCACAUUCCGACUUCAAAGAACGCGUGCAGUUGGAAGCUUUAUAAUAUCUAUGGUCGGAAGAAUGACGCAAUCACCAUAGACUGGGAACGCACCUAACAAAAAACUCGCAUACUAGCACUAGCUACUAGUUAGCUAGUCAGUAGAUAGUUCCACAAAUUAUGUAGCUACCCGAUUCAGGCUAUGAUACUGCAUUUGUGAGGUUAUGUAUGGUCUACAUUCGCGAUAAGGUCAGUGCCAGCUAAAGCGGACAUCACAAAACCACCUGCAAGUUUGUGAAAUUAUACGUCACACAUUCAUCCCUGGCCAUUAUGGUGGACAACCGUUACGCUACGGCUCUUGUGAUUGGGUCGGUGCUUAGUCUGCUGGCCUGUGUAUACCUGUCGGUAGCGGUGGGCACGCAGCAUUGGUGUCAGUACCAUAGCCCCCCAAUCAGUCAUGAUAGCAGCAAUGCCUCUGAGCUGCGGACCUUAAGGGAGGACUUUCUUGGAGAGGAGAUGGACGAGAAGACGUACAGCGACCCGCUAUUUCGCCUCAAUGGAACGCUUGGUCUCUGGUGGCGCUGUGUUCUCGUGCCUGUCGAUUCUCAUUGGUACAAAGAACCAGAACCCAAAAUGGUGACGCAGUGUGUGAGUUUUACUCUGCCACAACAGUUUGAGGCCAAGUACAGAGAGCCUGGGAACCAUAACACUGGAGAGGACCUCAUCCGCACCUAUCUGUGGAGGUGCCAGUUCUUGUUGCCUCUGGUGUCCUUAGGGCUGGUGUUCUUAAGUGGCCUCAUUGGAGUCUGCGCUUGCCUUUGUCGCAGCCUUACCCCAACAUCAGUUGUUGGAGUGCUACAUCUUUUGGCUGGUUUGUGCUCCCUAGCAACAGUGUGCUGUUUCCUGGCGGGUAUGGACCUGCUGCACCGCGUCUCACCGCUGCCAGAGGUCGUGGACCGCUCUCUAGGCUGGUCGCUCUACCUGGCACUCAUCUCCUCGCCACUCCAGAUGAUGGCUGCUGCCCUCUUCCUGUGGGCCGCCUGCAGCCACCGAAAGAGUUACACCCGCAUGACUGCUUACCGGGUAGCCUAAGAAGCGGCAGCAUCAGCAAACCUGCCCAGACCAUGGCCCUUAAUAGGAGUGGAUUUGUCAGCUGUCUUUUUCUAGAAGAGCUUCUCUCCACAACUAGUCACUCUGGGGUUACUGAAGAUGUGAACAGCUGUAAGCUUCCACAGAAUUACUCUUCUAGUCCUUUUUAACUUCCUGAAACCCUGCUUUUAAUCUUUCAUCCCUUAUUCUGUCCAGCUGUUCUUUCACUUAAUCAAUCAAAUAGGUAAUUUAUGAAUCGUAGUCUGGGGUUAAAUUUGAGAUCAGUUAUCUUAUGAAUAAAAUGUAAGAUACAAAAAUAGGGAAAUAUUUGCAGGGAUACAUUUAGUUCUUGGGUUUGUGAAUGUGCUACAGGGUGAUUGAUGGCUCUCAGGAAUAUGACUAAAAUGUAGCCAGAGAACUCUGCACAUCUGUGCUUUUUGUUCAGCAGUAAAUCCCUUGAGCAGUUUUAAGUUUUACUGGUGCAAGGGAACAUCAUGGAAAGCAUCCAAGCAAGAGUACACCUCCAUAGCAGCAGCAGUCCGCUACCAUGAGGGUAUUUAUCCCAUAAAAUUCAGCUCUAUCAUUUUUAACACCAAGAUGGAUGGAAUGGCUAGACCGAUUAAUACAUACACUCUUAAAAUUAAUGUUUUGUCCCCAUCUGGACACAACGCUAGUUGUGUUGUUUUUAACGCAAGUUGUGUUAUUUUCAACACAUAUUUUGUAACAAAUUAAAAAAGGAAACAACACAAACUGUUGUCCUGAUCUGUACACAGUGAUGUGUUAAAAACAAUACAAGUUGUGUUGUUUUCAGCACAUUCGUUUUAAGAGUGUACAAAUACAUCAAUGUGUUAUGCACACAAUUGAAGACCGAAAAGCUGUGUUUAUGUAAUCUCACUUAACUUCUUGAGUCUUUAAUUAUUUUAAUGAAAUGUGUUUUUUACACUUGUUAAAUCUUGACUCGAUUAUGUUGACACUAUUGGAUAGGGGUGUCACGAUUUUGAUUUUAUAUCGAAAUCGAUCGUUAUUACAUCUCAAUCUCGAACCUCAAACUCAAAGGUAGAAUCGACGAUGUAGCCACACCCCCAAUGUCACGUCCAGCAUGUAUGCCAAGAUGAAAAAACACACACACACACACGUGCUGAACUGCGGCGUCAACACUCCUCUAAUUUUAGGCUGCAGCCAGUUAAAUAUACACAUCAAUCAAACGAAAUAAAAGCUCCUUUUGCUACUCUGAGAUCAUGGUGUGGAAGUAUUAUUCCGUUCAUUCACGUCAAUUAACAUCAACUUAGCCUACUCAAGUAGGCUCUAGUUACGAUCCAAAAUUACUUUAAGGCCUAAAAUGCACAUUGAUAAGUACAUAUUCCAUGAAGACUAACCUUGGGUCUCGUCGUAGUGUGCUGAAACAAUCAAAUUAUCAUUCUGUGUUGUUUCAUUUCACUAUGUUCACGUCUGUUUAAUGUUCGUUCUGUUUACAACCUAAAAAGUAAAUAACAUAAGGAAUUCAUUAAUAGUAAUAUAUAUUGUUUAAAAAAGAUCGAAAAUAGAAUCGAAUCAUGACUAAAAUCAAAAAUUAAAUCGAAUCGAGAAUUUGGAGAAUCGUGGCACCCCUACUUUUGGAUGGGACUACAUUGUGGGUAGUAUGAAGUUGGAGAUGAAAACCUGCUGCAUAGUGGUGCUAUUGACAAGCCAAUUACAUUAUUGUAGCACUGCUAAAAUAGGACGGGCUAAGAACACAUAACAUAAGCACACCUGAAGUCACUUAGUUAUAGCAUGUACCUAUGUUGAUGCUUUAUCGUGUGGUGGAAUGUUAAGUGUGUGUGUGUGAGUUCCUGUUUCUGCAGUAUAUAUCUUUUAUUUUACAUUUUCCUUUUUUGUAUGUGCAUUUUUCCCUCAUGUGCUUUCAUACCCUUACAGGGAUAAAAUGCAGUAACAUUGGCCUUCUCAUUUUGAUAUUUUAAGCAAAUGAUGCAGUAGAGUUGUUUUAGUCCUUAUGUUUCUUUCUUCUCUAAAUAGUUUUCUGCUGUUUUGUGGAUAUAAUUCUUUUUGGUUGCACUUCUUUGUUUAACAUCCUUUGUGGUCUUGAAACUGUACUUGCUAUUGCCUAUUUGGGUUUGUCAUGUGGUUAAUUUUUACACACUGUGGUCAAACAUGUGUAUUGAAUGCCUAGAAAUGGACAGCACACCACUCUUUGCUAAUGUUUUCAGUAUUUAUUGAGAUUCUAUUUGUUUUUGUUUUCUAGCUGUGCCACUCCAGUUAACCUGUGUCUUUUUGUGAGAUCUCUACUUUGUUUUGUAUAUGUGAGUGUGUUUUCACCAGUCCAGACUAUUGUAAAUGUGGUUGGAAGCCUGAUAGAACUUUGGAAAAGUAGACAAUAAGUCGGAUUUCUUCUGCGUGCUGGCAAUAACCUAAAAUCGGUUUGACAAAUACCUCACUUCAAAGAGUUCACAUUAUCUGAAUAGUGAGUUUUUGUACGUGUUUUUAUACUUUAUACAGUUCAAAUGAACACUGCUGUUAGUAAUAAAUACCAGGCUUGCAAUGUU